AUGCCCGCAUCCUUGGAACUAACGCAUUCGUCUCUAUAUGCGUCGUUCAUUAACUCAAUAGCUUGGUCACUGUCGCUUCAUUUGACUAAGCGUCAUGGGGCUAUACCCCUCGGGAAACGGACCUUCUUCACAGCCGCAGAUUCUGACAUGUCCCCUGGCGGUACUUCUACCUCCGUUAUUUCAACACUGGAUAUUGAAUUGUCCCAAAGUGGCAAGGUGGUCAUAUCUCUUCGAUCCAGAUCCCAACCUGGAAUAAGCCAACUUUCAGAAGGCCUUGGGGUCAGUAGCAUUGGUGAAUUACGAUUGCAUGACAAUAUAUGGCUUGCUCCCGCAGGAACAAUAGCAAGGUAUAUAGGUAUAGGGGGUAGUGAAUAUGCGCUUGGUACCGGCAACUCAUAUCACUCCAACAACAUGCAUAGUUCAAGGAACGGGUUCUCUAGCGAGGGUCAGGAUCCAUGGAAAUUGGCGGUUUGCUCUUGGCUUGAGAGAACAGGAGUUCCUAUAGAGAUAUCAGAUAACAUGAGAUGGGUACAGGUUGAAGUGGUGACCCGUCAUCAAAGGUUAGGCCAGGGUAAGGCUACUGGUACCCGAAGAAUUUACUGGCCAGCACAGUUAUGUUUCAAAAAAGCCCGUUUCCCCACUAGCUCUCCAAUUCAAGGAGCUGAGACUUUAUCCCGCGACAGUCUGGGACCUCUACAGUACGCUCGCCAGUGGUUAAAAUGCUCUGUACCUAGAGACGAGGUUUUAUCACGGAAUGCUCCAUCAGAUGUAGCUCAGCACCCCGAGCAACACCCUCGAAGCGAAACACUGGCAUCACCCGAUGGAAUUGAUAUCCCAAACACAACUGAGAGCAUGGCAAGAGCAUUUUUAUGUCCAGAUUUCCAUCCAGCUACGGUAUAUCCAACUCCUCCAGGAGGUACAUUAGGUUUCGGGCAACUUUCUUCCGAUCACUCCGGCGGGCAGUACCCUCUUGAACUAUCCCAUAUUUCUAGGGAGGAACCUGAUGCUAACAUAACCGAAUCCUUAAAUCCUAAUACCCGAAAUUUGCUAGAAGCAACAUCUCCUGGGCUCGGUACCGGUACUGGGAUGUAUGACACGGCCGAUGAUGACUUAUUCGAAGAGAUGGAUGACAAUUUUGAUAACAAAGGAAUUACCGAGGCAGAUUUCAAUUUUUUUGACGAACCUGGGCUCUCUGACACCAACCUGGACGUUGAUUCCGGGAACCCAAGCCAUAAUUUCGUCAUAUCAGACCACCCCACGGCAGAAUCAAAGCCAGAUCUGGAGAUGAGUGAGUCACUAGCCUCAUUAGAACCAGUUCCGCCUACCGAGUCCCACGGAAUGGAAACUCCAAUGUUAGACAAUCUUGUGGAAGAAGGCGCAAAUCAAGGACAAAGUGAAAUUAAAAGCAGCCAACCCACGGCUAGAGCGGCAGACACAGAUAGGAAUACGGAACGUCCAAUAAGCCCACCACUAAGCCCAUCAGGAGUAAAACGUAUUUUAUUUUCGAGCCCGAAAGGGAGUUCAGAGAAGCCUAAAAACACGAUUAACUCCGCCACAAAACUUCCAGUAGAAGCAAGCAAUCAAUCAGGGCAACAUAAAGGUCGUUAUGAUGCAGUAUCGUUCCGGCAUGGGCUUGACUUCUCCGACAGAAAAUAUGGGAUUGAUGGUAGAUUCUGGUUCCUCCCCGAUCAUAAAACCUUCAAUUACAAUGCGGAUUCACAUACGACGAAAAUACCCAUGGUUAAUGAUUCGUCAGCACCAGUCUAUAAGUUAGGGCAGCAUGUAUACCCUCGUAAGAUUAAUGAACGCUUGGAUGGCGCAGACAGCGAACGAUGCUCGUCUUCUACCUCCUCUACGUCCUCUGUUUCAGGGGAUCACUAUGAACAGGCUGGGUUCAAUAAGAUGCGCCCCGUUGAUCCCAUCGAUAACAGGUUAAGGAGGGGAGAUUUGGAGGAAAUCUUCUCAGUUAGUUCUUCUCUACAAAGUCCUGGAUUUAAUGUUAGAAAGCGUUAUUCAACACACUCUGAUUUGGAAGAGGAUGUGCUAUUAGCUGGGCUUAUCUACCCAGCUACUGAUUGGUUAUUGUCAAAAUACUUUACAGCGUUCGAACCCAGCAUUCGCUCAGCUCUCUGCGGUCGAGAUGAGACGCUCCAUGUGGCACAGCUUUUGGUCGACCAAAUUACUCAAUCUACUUUGACGCAUAAAACGGAGAUCGCCUACGAGGAGAAUGAGAAAGAUAUUUGGCAGGCGUCAAUAGAUGACAUCAACGCACUGGGCCAAUCUCGUAGGCCCAGCCUUAAGAGUUAUGCAUCAAUAAGUGACAUUGGACCCAGCCAGCAAAUUAAGGAUACCACGGGCGGCGCCAUCGUUAAUUUAAGGCCACCUCAUAUGCACAUUAGGCGUGGAAAUUGCUCUCUCGAAGUCCUACCAACCGCUAUAUCCUUUUGGGAAACAUUCGGCCUUGAACCUCUCAAGGGCAAGAAGGAUAUCAUUUCCUAUUGCCUACACCCUGUGUCUAUGCAAGAGAGCGCCAAUGCCUUUCUUGAUAGGCUGGGUUUAACAUACUUGGGUGCCAAUCUUGGUACAUUCGCCCGUCAUGGUAGCGCAAAGGGUUUGGUUCCAUGGUCCCUGAGUCAGGAUAAGCUAGACUAUACAUCAAUUAUGCGGAGGUUACAGCAUAUCUGUGAAUCUUUAGGUACGUGA
Trichophyton rubrum CBS 118892 is the source of this 2703-nucleotide messenger RNA. RefSeq lists its product as uncharacterized. Gene Ontology annotation, cellular component: mediator complex. Gene Ontology annotation, molecular function: transcription coregulator activity. NCBI's taxonomy places the organism in Eukaryota, Fungi, Ascomycota, Eurotiomycetes, Onygenales, Arthrodermataceae. The transcript has a single exon. Gene Ontology annotation, biological process: regulation of transcription by RNA polymerase II. The record is from RefSeq and is a predicted model, not a curated record. Bases 1 to 2703 code for a protein of 900 amino acids.